This is a messenger RNA of Tripterygium wilfordii, 1290 nucleotides long. RefSeq names its product monooxygenase 1-like. The transcript has 6 exons. The coding region runs from base 1 to 1179 and encodes 392 amino acids. NCBI's taxonomy places the organism in Eukaryota, Viridiplantae, Streptophyta, Magnoliopsida, Celastrales, Celastraceae. The record is from RefSeq and is a predicted model, not a curated record. Gene Ontology annotation, molecular function: FAD binding.
AUGGGUCAUGAGGCAGACGUGGUGAUUGUGGGUGGUGGAAUAUGUGGGCUGGCCACUGCCCUUGCUCUCCACAGGAAAGGUAUAAAGAGUGUGGUGUUGGAAAGAUCAGAUACAUUGAGAGCAACAGGAGCUGCAAUCAUCGUCCAUGCAAAUGGAUGGCGUGCGCUUGAUCAGCUUGGCGUUGCCUCUGUGCUCAGACAAACUGCUUAUCCCCUACACUCGGUGCAAUUUAUACCAGUCCAUGAUGACAACAUUGGCAAGCGCAAGGUAAAGCCUUAUGGGGAAGAAGAGUUGCGAUGUUUGAAAAGAACGGAUCUAAUUAAAGUUUUCGCCGAUAAUUUGGCCCCAAACACUGUACGAUUGGGAUGCCAAGUGGAGUCAAUCAAAUUGGAUCCUAUAACUUCUUUCCCAGUUCUUCAACUUCAUGAUGGAAGCACACUCAAGGCCAAGGUUGUGAUUGGAUGUGAUGGUGUGAACUCUGUGAUUGCAAACAUGUUUGAGCUACAUCCUACUAGGGUUUCCCCAGCAUGCGUGGCAAGAGGAUUCACAAAUUAUCCAGAUUGUCAUGGAUUUGAAAAAGGGGUACUCAUAUUCAGACAUGACAAUGUCCAAUUAGGACGAAUGCCAAUCACUGACAAGUUGGCUUAUUGGUUUCUAGUAAGAGAAUGGACUUCUCAAGAUUCAGUGGUUUCAAGAGAUCAAGCACUAAUCAGAGAGUCAACAAUGCAGUCACUUAAGGGUUUCCCAACUGAUGCAUUGGAGAUGAUAAAGAGAAGUGACUUGGACUCGUUACGUUUCACGGGCUUGAAAUAUCGAGCACCGUGGGACUUACUACGAGGACAGUUCCGAAAAGGAACUGUAGCACUUGCCGGAGAUGCAAUGCACGCAAUGUGUCCAUUCAUUGCUCAAGGAGGCUCAGCCUCAUUAGAAGAUUCAGUUGUGCUUGCUAGAUGCAUAUCAGGGAAGAUGUGCAAGAGCAGAGUUGAUAUAGAGGAAGCACUUGAUCAAUAUGUGAAAGAAAGAAGGAUGAGAGUGUUCUGUCUGUCUUUCGAAACAUACCUUGUGGGGAUGAUGAAUUACGGUCGGUUUGCGCUGGCUAGAGUUUUAGGCAUCAUACUCCUGGCUAUCCUCUUCAGAGAUUCAUUUGGCCACACCCACUUUCACUGUGGCCAACUCUAAACUGUCUAAAUUUGGGUGUUGUAUUUCUAAAGCGGUCAGCUUCUUUUUAAGUCUAAAUUUGUGUCACAGUACUUAUUUGUUAAUCAAGAUGUGCACCUCCCUUGAACUCAU